Sorex araneus (European shrew) is the source of this 3502-nucleotide messenger RNA. It is a transcript of the gene LSM14A, whose product is annotated as LSM14A mRNA processing body assembly factor. The record is from RefSeq and is a predicted model, not a curated record. Gene Ontology annotation, cellular component: P-body. Gene Ontology annotation, molecular function: mRNA binding. The transcript is spliced from 11 exons. Bases 183 to 1619 code for a protein of 478 amino acids. Lineage: Eukaryota; Metazoa; Chordata; Mammalia; Eulipotyphla; Soricidae. Gene Ontology annotation, biological process: cytoplasmic stress granule assembly; P-body assembly.
CGCCGCCGCGCCGCGGCUAGAGGGCGGGAGGCUGGGGGGAGGGUAGCGGAGCCGGCGCCGCCGCCAUGUUGGCUGUGAGGCGGCUGCUGUAGGCGCCGGCGGAGCGAGCGGCUGCGCGGAGCGGCGGCGGCGUGGGAUCUGCCUGUCUGCGAGCGGCCCGGAGCGGCGGCGGCGGCGGCGCCAUGAGCGGGGGCACCCCUUACAUCGGCAGCAAGAUCAGCCUUAUCUCCAAGGCGGAGAUCCGCUACGAGGGCAUCCUCUACACCAUCGACACCGAGAACUCCACCGUCGCCCUCGCCAAAGUUCGGUCCUUUGGUACAGAAGACAGACCAACAGAUCGUCCAAUACCACCUCGGGAUGAAGUCUUUGAAUACAUUAUUUUCCGUGGAAGUGAUAUUAAAGACCUCACCGUUUGUGAACCACCAAAACCACAAUGUUCUUUGCCUCAGGACCCAGCUAUCGUUCAGUCUUCACUAGGCUCAUCUACUUCUUCAUUCCAGACAGUGGGUUCCUACGGACCUUUUGGCAGGAUGCCGACAUACAGUCAAUUCAGUCCCAGUUCAUUAGUUGGUCAGCAGUUUGGUGCUGUUGGUGUUGCGGGAAGCUCCCUGACAUCCUUUGGAACGGACACGUCCAACAGCGGUACGCUCUCCCAAAGUAGUGCAGUUGGUUCCUCUGCUUUUACACAGGACACAAGAUCACUAAAAACACAGUUAUCUCAAGGAACCUUAAGUCUGAUGCGGGGCUGGAGAGACAGUACACCAGGUCGUUCAAGCCCUCAGUUAGACCCUUUGAGAAAAAGCCCAACCAUGGAACAAGCAGUGCAGACCGCCUCGGCCCACUUACCUGCUCCAGCACCUGUUGGCAGAAGGAGCCCUGUAUCAACCAGGCCUUUACCAGCUACCAGCCAGAAAGCAAUAGAGAACCAAGAGCACAGGCGAGCUGAAGUACACAAAAUUUCAAGACCAGAAAGUGAGCAACUGAGAAAUGAUAAUAAGAGACAAAUAGUUCCGGGUGCUCCUUCAGCACCAAGAAGAGGACGUGGGGGUCAUCGAGGUGGCAGGGGAAGGUUUGGUAUUCGACGAGAUGGUCCAAUGAAAUUUGAGAAAGACUUUGACUUUGAAAGUGCUAAUGCGCAGUUUAACAAGGAAGAAAUCGACAGAGAGUUUCAUAAUAAGCUGAAAUUGAAAGAAGAUAAACUUGAGAAGCAAGAGAAGCCUGUAAAUGGUGAGGAUAAAGGAGAUUCAGGAGUUGAUACCCAGAACAGUGAAGGCAAUGCUGACGAAGAGGAUCCGCUUGGACCCAACUGCUAUUACGACAAAACUAAAUCCUUCUUCGAUAAUAUUUCCUGUGAUGACAACAGAGAAAGAAGACCAACCUGGGCUGAAGAAAGAAGAUUGAAUGCAGAAACAUUCGGAAUCCCACUUCGUCCGAACCGUGGCCGUGGAGGUUACAGAGGCAGAGGAGGUCUUGGUUUCCGUGGUGGUCGAGGACGUGGUGGUGGCAGAGGCGGUACCUUCACCACCCCUCGGGGGUAUCGUGGGGGAUUCAGAGGAGGUCGUGGCGGCAGGGAGUUUGCAGAUUUUGAAUAUCGGAAAGACAACAAAGUUGCUGCAUAGUCUGCAAACAAGUCUUUGAAAAUAGGUGAAUAGCUCUUCAUGGUCCUGAGAAUUGGUUUCAGUCUUUGUGAAGAAGGAAGAAGUGAAUUGAAGAAGUGAAUUGCUGUCUAUUUGUCACCAGCACUGGGUUUUUUGUUUGUUUGUUUUUCUGCUUAAUUUCAAAGAUACAAAGCAGUUACUUUUGGGGGUGGGGCGGGGGGAGCUCAUCUUAAAAAAAAAAAGUGAGCAUUAAAUAUAUUUGGAAUAGCAGAAGGUUAAGUAAUUUCUUAUGUAUAGUUAAACUAAAGCCGUACUUCAGUGGGACUUUUGAGUAUUUUUUCAUUACUGAAAGGAUUUUUCUUAUCACUAAAUUGUAUUUGGCAAUUACUGCAACUUGCCUGCAGCUCGGGCCGUGAUACUGUGUUUUGAGCCACAGAAGGGUUGUGUGCGUGUCUGUGUGCGGGCGUGUGCGGGUGACUGUCCUUCUUUUUGGAAAUCCUGUAAUAUCCCUUUUGAGGUAGCUUGUUUCGUCAAUUAGGGUGCUGGAUGGUAGAGAAUUUUGUCGGUCCACUAUGUACACACAGUAAAUACUGUUUCUUAGGCAAAGGUAACUUUUUUAUAUAGUUGUAAAAUUCCAUUAUAUUCCAUUGCCAAAGAAACAUUAAGAACUUUGUAUAGCUGUAUAAAAAGCAACUAAUUUUUUAAAGAAUAAACAUUUUAAAGUCAGCAAACAUACUGUGUCCUUGCAGAACUUGAUGUGUUGAGAAGCAGAGAUGGGGGUGGGCCUUUUUUUUUUUUUUUUCAUAACUCUCCAGGCUUAAGAUUUUUAUUUUAUUUCAUUUUUAAUGUUCAGAACAUACAUGAAAAUUUGAUAAAUUCUUCCAUUAUCUAAAACGGAUAAAUUAUGCAUGCUUGUAAGAACCUCACUUUAUAGCAAAUGGCAUAUCACAGGAUUUGUCCAAAUAAUGGAUACUUUCAGUAUAUAAAUGUAAAUAAUUAUAGAUAAAAAUGUACUUCACUGUAUUUUCAAAUGAGUAACCUCCCUCUUUCCUCUUUUUUUUUUUUUUAAUUUUAAGACAUUGAAACUUGGCUUCAACUAACUAACUUGUUCUUCCUGAUAUGCCUGGAGUUUUGUUUUGUUUGUGACACCUAUCUGAUUCCAUUAUCUUUCAAGAGACUUCAAAAUCUAGGAAAUAUUUUGACAACCUGUAAUGACACUGGUCCUGGGCCGGUGACCCACCAACAACUCAGUGUCAAGUUCAUUGCUAAUAAAUCUUUUUGAUAUUUUGAGCUAUAGUGAAAAAAAAAUCUGGCCACUUUGUGUUUUUAUGAAGGCCAUGGAAUAAAGGGAUCCAAAGAUUUAAAUAUUUUUAUCUACUUUGAUUUUUGUUAACUUUCUCUUUAAAACAUUCAGUAGUGAUAAAUAUGUGGAAAGCUGCACUGUAGGACAAUUGGAAUAUUUAAAGAUGAUUGAUAUUUUAAUUUUAUAUCUUUUGUAUAGCUCUACAAGGAACUGUUUUGUAAUUUGGUUUCAUUAUUAAGGUCCAGUACUUGGCAGCCAUAGUUUAGAUAAUAUUGUUUAAUACUGUUUGCUUGCAUGUUAACAACAGAACCUUUUGGAGGACCCACAAAUCAUGAUAUUAAAUACAUUUCUGAGACAUUCUGAACAUCAGAGCAAGUGCUGUGGUGAACAUUGGAUGUCCCGGGCCUAUUUCAAGAAGAAAAACUGUAAAUACCAGUUCUACAUGCUCUAACAGUAUGAAUUCAUCCGUUUUCCCAGCCUUCUGGUCUCUGACUAGGGCAUUUGGUGCCCCAGUAACUGGCAGCAUGGCACGCUGCAGUGCACCUUACAAUACUAAAGCAAGGUUUCUGUUCUAAGGCAGAAUAAAACUAUUCAGUAAAAA